CCACCAUUAGUAGACAACUAUCUAGCUACCUCGCAAGAAAAAGAGAUGGCUAUAAAAGGAAAGAUAUCACGUGAAGUUGAAGUCAAAUGUCAUUGUCACCAGGUCUUUGAACUCUACAAGCACAGGCCACAUGACUCGUCAGUCGUCGACCCUGCUAAGGUUGAAGCUUGCCAUCUGGUGUCUGGUGAAUGGGGUGUUCCUGGAUCUGUCGUUGAGUGGCACUACUACCAUGAUGGAAAAAAGGAAACUGGGAAAGAAAUCAUUGAAGAAGUUGAUGAUGAACUACCCAAAAUUUCGUUCAAACUGAUUGAAGGAGAUAUCUUGAAGGUGUAUAAUUCCUUUAUCAACACCCUUACGACCAAAGAUGUGGGCGAUAAGAAGUUUGUUAUCUGGACUAUAGAGUUCGAGAAGGCGAAUGCAAGUAUACCGGAUCCAACAUCGUAUCUGGACUUGCUUUGUGGAAUUGCCGGAAAUAUGGAUGCUCAUUUUCUCAAGCAACCAUGAUCUCGCCCAUAUAUUCAAUAAAUAAAUAUCGCCGACAUCCACUUUAAUUGCUUGGUAACAAUAAAUUGAUUAAAGGGAAGUGAUUGUCCAAUAAAUAAAUGUCGCCGGUAUAUUCAUGAAUCAUGAUAAUAAAUAAUAUUUACUACUUGUGAAGAUAUGUAUUUGUAUUGUAAACUAUGGUGU
Messenger RNA from Lactuca virosa, 687 nucleotides. The record is from the annotation of a GenBank genome assembly. NCBI's taxonomy places the organism in Eukaryota, Viridiplantae, Streptophyta, Magnoliopsida, Asterales, Asteraceae.